AUGCAGAUUGCUGCAGGCUCAGUUCCAAUUAAUAACAGGAAUUGGACAAAUUCAAACAGGCUACUUAUAGGCUUCCAAGCCCCCUGGAACCUGUCUUUUCCUUUUAGUGCCCUCCGACUAGGGUCUGCCAUCCAGAUAGCUGUGGAGAAGAUAAACACUAACCCAUCCUUCUUAGGAAACUACACACUGAAAUGUACAUAUGUGGACUCUGAUUGUGAUGCCAAGACAUCCUUGGGAGCAUUCAUUCAACAGGUCUGGAGAGAAAACGUGUCAGCAGUCUUUGGUCCCGCUUGUCCAGAGGCAGCUGAGGUAACUGGUCUUAUUGCAUCAAAAUGGAACAUCCCAAUGUUUGGGUUUGUUGGUCAAUCUUCUAAAGUAGAAAAUGGUAUAAUUUAUGACUCAUACGUCAAAGUGGUUCCCCCCCUGAAAAGAAGUGCAGAAGUCUUAGUCAAGACAAUAGAAUUCUUUGGAUGGAGCCAUGUGGCUCUAAUUGGGGGGGGAUUUUAUUCAAACACAUGGGACAAAGUUGAUGCUCUCUGGAAGUCAGUUGAGGAUAUGCUGAAAGCUAAAUUCACUGUGACAGCAAGUGUCAAAUUUGACACCAGCAACCUUGACCUUGUUCACAGAAAUGUGAAGUACAUCUCUACUGUUGCAAGAGUGAUUGUGAUACUGACAAAUGCAGAUGACUCAAUGGAACUCUUAUUAGAGGCUGAGAGACAGGGCCUGAUUGACGGACAGUAUGUGUUUUUUAUUGUGCAGCAUUUUGAGGUCAGUGGCAAUGUGGAUAACCUCUGGAAAUCUGCCAUGAACAACAGAAAAAAUCAGGCAAUCUUCAAAGCUUUAGACAUGACAUUUGUUAUAGGUCAGAAGUCUUACGAGGGAUAUGACUACUACGAUUUUUUUGAGCAAGUCUACAACAGACUGAAGAAGUAUCCUUUUUAUAGUAACCUGUCAUCUGCAAAAGAGGUCAGCCCCUACUCUGCCUAUCUGCAUGAUGCAGUCCUACUGUAUGCCAUGGGUAUAAAGGAAGUCAUAAAGGAUGGAAAAGACCCCCACAAUGGACGGGAACUCCUGAAGAGGCUGAGAGAUAAGAAUAGCAUCCGAUUUCAUGGAGCUUCGGGUCUGGUCCAUUUUGAUAAAGAAGGGGAGAGGAACAUGGACUACUCCAUUUAUGAUCUACAGCUUACCGAGGGCACAACACAAUUUGUGCCAAUUCUACAUUUUGAUAGCCACACCAAAGUUGUCAGGCCAACUCCUAAAUUUGCAUCAGUUGUUUGGCCCAAGGGGAAACUACCUACAGAUAACCCAGACUGUGGUUUUGAUGAUCAGCUUUGUGAAUGGGUAUUUAAUGAUAUAUCAAUGGUAGUCUUAAUGGUGGCUUUCCCUGUUAUCGGUGCAUCUGCCUUGGUGUGUAUUGGCUUUCUGAUGCUGCAGAAACUGCGUCUUCAAACUCGGCUGGAUGGCUCUUGUUGGUGGCUUAUCAACUACAGUGACAUUGCCAUAAUCAAGGAACCCAAAGGGGUGCAGGCACUGUCACUGAGUACAACUGCCAGUAAAAAUGGAAGUGGAAGUGGAGGGUCCCAGACAAUUAUUUCCUCCUGCAGCUACGGCUUAACGGACAAUGCUGGGAAAGAGCAGAUCUUCAUAACCAUAGGACUCUACCAGGGAAAUAAGGUGGCCAUCAGAUAUAUAGAAAAUCAACUAGUCAGUGAUAUCAGAAAACCGUCCAUCAUUGCAGAGUUCAAUGUGAUGAGAGAGAUGAAGCAUGAGAACUUGGUUCAGUUCUUUGGGGUUUGCAUUGAGCCACCAAAUGUAUGUUUGGUUAUGCAGUAUUGUAAGAAAGGAAGCUUAAAGGAUGUUUUGAGAUGCCAGGACAUUGAGCUUGACUGGAUGUUUAAACUGUCUUUUGCUUAUGAUAUCGUCAAUGGGAUGGAAUUCAUUCAUAAGAGUAGCCUGAGAUCCCAUGGAAACCUAAAGCCCAGCACAUGUCUGGUUGACAGUAGACUACAAGUCAAGAUAUCUGGCUUUGGGCUGUGGGAAUUUAAACAUGGCAUCAAGCACAAGCAUUGCCCUAUGGAAAAUCCAAAAUAUGAGGAGUUGUAUUACACGGCUCCUGAGCUGCUGAGACUAGACCAGCUUCCUUUCAACGGCACGCCCAAGGGUGACAUCUAUAGCUUUGCCAUCAUAAUGCGGGAACUUAUCUACAGCUCAGAGGAUGGACCAUACAACAUCCAGCUAGAGCCAAAAGAGAUUAUCAAACAAUUGCAGACCCCUCUCUUUGAGGAACCUCUCAGACCAACUUUCUCUGCCCAGUUGUGUGAUGAGAGUAUCAGCACCUUGCUGGUGGCCUGUUGGAGUGAGAACCCAGAUCACAGGCCACCAUUUGGUUCAAUUCGGAGACAACUGAAAGCGACCAGUCCAGACACUCAUGCAAAUAUCCUCGACAACAUGGUUGAAAAGUUGGAAAAAUAUUCAAAUCAUCUUGAGGAAGUUGUGGAAGAGAGAACUAAUCAACUGACGGCAGAGAAGACCAGAGCAGACAAACUUCUCUCCAGCAUGUUACCCAGGUAUAUUGCAGACCAACUCAUGGCAGGGAAAUCAGUGGAGCCACAAGGUUAUGAAAUGGUGACCAUCUUCUUUUCCGACAUCGUGGGUUUCACUUCCAUGUGCUCCAUCAGCUCAGCCCUGGAGGUGGUCACACUACUAAACGACCUCUACAGCCUGUUCGACGAUAUCAUAAAGCUCUAUGACGUUUACAAGGUGGAGACUAUAGGUGAUGCUUACAUGGUGGCAAGCGGGCUACCCAUCAGCAAUGGCAACAAGCAUGCAGAUGAGAUUGCUACUAUGGCUCUGCACUUCCUGUGUGCCAUCAAGGUCUUCAAGAUACGCCACCUUCCCAAUGAGAAACUGGCGCUACGUAUUGGGAUCAAUUCAGGCCCAGUGGUAGCUGGAGUGGUGGGUACAACAAUGCCACGCUAUUGUCUCUUCGGGGACACUGUGAACACUGCUUCGAGGAUGGAGAGUAACAGCUUGCCUCUUAAGAUUCAUAUAUCCCAGAGCACAGCAGACAUUUUAACAGAGAUUGGGUCAUUUGAGUUGGAGGAGAGAGGAGAGAUUGAGAUGAAGGGUAAAGGCAGUCAGAAGACUUACUGGUUGAUGAAUAAAGAUGGUUUCAAUCCUAUUCUCGGAGCCCACAAUUCCUCCCAAGCUCAACAUCUCAAACCAUCAACAGGGGUAAUUAACCAGACCUAA
Molecule: messenger RNA, 3252 nt
Organism: Osmerus eperlanus (European smelt)
Lineage: Eukaryota; Metazoa; Chordata; Actinopteri; Osmeriformes; Osmeridae
Gene: gucy2g
Product: guanylate cyclase 2g
Exons: 21
Coding region: 1-3252 (1083 amino acids)
Biological process (GO): protein phosphorylation; receptor guanylyl cyclase signaling pathway; intracellular signal transduction
Cellular component (GO): plasma membrane
Molecular function (GO): protein kinase activity; adenylate cyclase activity; guanylate cyclase activity
Source: RefSeq, a predicted model, not a curated record